AGUAGGGAGAAAAUAGAGGGCUGAUAAAAAGUCGGAGCCUAAAGGAACCCUAAGGAAACGGCAGGGGAGAUGGGAUUUCUCGCGCCAUCACUCCUGCCUCCCGAUCACCCCUUCCACCGGGCUCUGAGGUGCCUUGGCCCCGUCCAGUGACUGUUGGUGGGCGUGGAGCCCAGCAUCCUCCAUUCUCCACCCCAGAGCGAAGGCCGCCAGUCUCUCCAGACUGCCCUCUUGCAGGACCUGGUUCCUGCUCAGGGCCCUGCGGCUUCAAGGGUCGCGGAGGGCAGUCCGCGCCAACCGCCUGCGAGCCAGGCUGCUCCUCUCCCGAGCCUUAGCGGAGGAUGCCGGGUUCCCUGUCCGUGAGGAAGUCGAUCCGGACUGUGGGGUGAGAUGUGCCCAUCCGAAAGAUCUGCAAGAGGUAGGACGUGAGCAGUCACAAACGGGCAUUUUACAACUCAGGGAAUUCUGCUCUGGUUGCGAAACGGCACUUUCUGGCGGCGAGGAGCACGUUGAUAGAGGUGAUGGCGGGUGAACUGUGCCAAGGCAGACUCUCUCACUCAGGAGUCAGCAGUGUGUCAGCUCAAGAGUGGGGUAACAAAUCUUCACGCCUGGGCUUUACCGGCCGCUGCCUGCACUAAGAGGCGAUAUUCGAUGCAGCUGUGAACCAGGACAGAGAGGGAGAGAGCAAGCAAACGCACCGUUCGGGUUAUUUAAGCGAGAUUCUGCAGAUGGGAUGGGAGGGGAGGAAGGCUGACAUCACCGGGGGCGGGGCCGCGGCCCAAAGUUAAAGUCGGCGGCGUGACUGACUGGGGAGACAGCAAGUUUGGGGCACAGCGUCGCCAUGGGCUGCCACAACGUUUCGGAGCUCCGGGACCUGGGCUGCUCCAGCCAGCUGCUUCUGCAGCCGCUCUGGGACGCCAUGAGGAGCAGGGAGGCGUUCGCUCGCUCACCCCUUUUCCCCGUCAUCUUCUCGAUGGUCACCUACGUGGGCUUCUGCCUGCCGUUCGUGGUGCUGGACCUGCUGUGCCCCUGGCUGCCCAUCCUGCGACGCUACAAGAUCCACCCCGACUUCUCGCCGUCGGCGAGGCAGCUGCUGCCCUGCCUGGGGCUGACCCUCUCCCAGCACCUGCUGGUGGUGUUCCCGGUGACGCUGCUGCACUGGGCGCGCAGUCCCGCGCUCCUGCCGCGGGAGGCCCCCGAGCUCUCCCAGCUGCUGAGCCACGUCCUCAUCUGCUUGCUGCUCUUCGACACCGAGGUCUUCGCCUGGCACCGGCUGCAGCAUAAGGUGCCGUGGCUGUACCGCACCUUCCACAAGGUGCAUCACCAGAACGCGUCCUCCUUCGCGCUGGCCACGCAGUACAUGAGCGUCUGGGAGCUGCUUUCCCUGACCUUCUUCGACGUGCUGAACGUCGCGGUGCUUCGGUGUCACCCACUCACCGUCCUCGUCUUUCACGUGGUCAACAUCUGGCUGUCGGUGGAGGAUCACUCAGGCUACGACUUCCCGUGGUCCACGCACAGACUCGUGCCCUUCGGCUGGUACGGGGGCGUGGCUCACCACGACCUGCACCACUCUCAGUUUAACUGCAACUUUGCUCCUUACUUCACACACUGGGACAAAAUGCUGGGGACCCUGCGGUCCGCGCCCCUGCCAGCGCGCUCCUGUGCCUGUGGUGGGCGCUACCUGGACUCCGGAGAGCUGUGCCCUUCACACUUGAACCAGGAGAAGAAACAGACUUGAGUUGUUUUUUUUCAGAAGUUAGUAAGUUUUUGAACAUUGAACACUACUAUAAAAUCGAGUGUGUUUCUGCAAUAUGACAAAAAUAAUUUAUAUAAUGCUUGUAUAUCAAUUUAAUUGUAGUCUUGGUGUCAAAUUUCAACUCACUCCAGUGUCAUUGACUUGUGGACACAGGUUAGACAUUCAGCGUGGUGUACUUGAAUCGUUAUGAUACCUAGAAAGAUUUGUUUGUAGAACCAAGACUUUCCUACGUAUGAAAUUGCACUGGAACUGGGCUAAACACACAUGUUGAUGAAAAACCUGAUUUCUGACUCUUUAAAUGAGCAAACCUGUUCCUGCUGGGCAGUGACCAAGGUUAUAGUAUAUUUUUUCUAUGUGUUGAAUGAAAUGAUAUAUUUAUACUGACAGAAUUUUUAUUUGCAUUUUAAAAAUAAAAAGCACAUGUGCUAAACAAA
This is a messenger RNA of Meriones unguiculatus (Mongolian gerbil), 2187 nucleotides long. RefSeq names its product cholesterol 25-hydroxylase (gene Ch25h). The transcript has a single exon. The record is from RefSeq and is a predicted model, not a curated record. Lineage: Eukaryota; Metazoa; Chordata; Mammalia; Rodentia; Muridae. Gene Ontology annotation, biological process: sterol biosynthetic process; cholesterol metabolic process. Gene Ontology annotation, molecular function: steroid hydroxylase activity; iron ion binding; C-4 methylsterol oxidase activity. The coding region runs from base 839 to 1735 and encodes 298 amino acids.